UUUAAAUAAAACAGAUUAUGAUAGUUCUGCGCAAAUGUGCCCAGCGAGGAUGCUCGUGAACAACCCCACACCACAGACCCUCAUGAUGACCGUCCCUCUUAUGUAGCCUACUUUUUUUUUGUGUGGAAAAUAUCUAUUUAAUUGCAAAAAAGAGAAAGAAAUCAUUCAAAUGUUCGAUAUUAAGCACGUAAUUCGUCUUUAGGCAGCUAUUGUUGGGAACGAAUCAGAUUCCCGUUUGUUGAGAAGCAGCUGUUGCCAUAGUAACAUAAAGACAACACAGCCGCCGCCUUCUCUUGACACAACGGCUGGCAACGACGCGUUAUCUUAAAAAAAUACAUAAAUUACACUAGUUUUUGUCAAUAAGACAAGAUGACUCACAGACAGACCAUUUCUUAUCCAGAAGAUAAGUGGCCAUAGUCAUAUCCAGCUCUCAACGGGACAAAUGAAAUGUUCCUGCGACCAGCAAAUGAAUAAAGAAGAUGUUUAGUGAGUUGAUAGUGUCAUGGAGAAAUAUGAUAAAGUCCUGACUCUUGGCAGAGGAGGAGCAGGUGUUGUGAUGUUAAUGAAACAUGUCGAUACAAAGAAAUUAUGUGCAGUCAAGAGAAUACAUGUGGACAGUUCCCGAAAAACAAAGACCAAAGAUGUUGUGUUGCAAGAGGCUGAUAUUCUCAGGAGCUUGAAGCAUCCUCAUAUUAUAACAUGGAUUGACACUUUCUUUGACACGACUAAUGAGCAUAUUUAUAUUGUUAUGGAUUAUUGUGAUGGUGGAACACUGGACGACCACAUUAAAGAGCAGAAGAGUGGCGAAUACUUUGCAGAAUGCAAAAUUAUGGACUGGUUUGUGCAAGUAGUCAUGGCCGUCAGUUAUAUCCACUCAGAAAAGAUCCUUCACAGAGAUAUCAAGCCUUCCAACGUGCUGUUAACCAAGAGAGGUGUGAUAAAGCUUGGAGAUUUUGGAAUAUCAAAGAUUAUGAACCACACACUCGAUAUGGCCUCCACUUGUGUGGGAACCCCUAGCUAUCUGAGUCCUGAACUCUGUCAGGAUGUCCCAUACAGCACCAAAUCUGACAUAUGGGCUGUUGGCUGCCUGCUAUAUGAGCUUUGUGCCCUCAAACCAGCUUUUGAAGCUAAAAAUCUCCUGAGUCUGUUUUACAAGAUAAUAAAAGGAGAGUACAUCAAGAUCCCCCAGAGAUAUUCAGAAGACCUUCACACAUUAAUCGAGAAAAUGCUGUCCUUGGUUCCUGAGAAUAGGCCGAGUGCGAGCAGCAUACUUAGCGUGACCUAUAUGCAAGAACAUCUGGGAAACUUCAUCUCGCAUCAGGAGAAGGAACUUACAAAGGUGAAUGCUGAAUCCAGACCUCAAACAAAAGACGAUUUUAAUGGAGAAAUGGCAUUUGUGGAAAUCAGAACAGAUAGUGCCUCAGCCGUCUCUGACAAGACGCUCCAAACAGAGACAUCACGCAGUGCUGAGGAGGAAGUGGCCCAUGAAGGAACAGAGUCUGAUUAUUCAGAGGACUUUGACGAACAUGAUAGCUAUCCCUCCUCAGAGGAUGUUUCGAGGGAAGAUGUGUCCUCCAGCCUUGCCAAUGUGGCUGAAGAGGCUUUUGAGGAAUCUAGUGUUGUGUCUGAAGAUGAAGACAUCUCUGACUAUCCAGAUGACUUUGAAGAAGCUGAGGAUGAUGACCUGGCUGAAGUGGUCAGCUACGCCAGAGAUGCCAUUAACUGUGUUUCAGAGAAUGACGCGUUUGAUGUGGAACUGGAGCUCAAAGAUGCAGGCGGUUUCUCUGUCACAAUGAAAGUGUUAAAAGGGAAAUACAUGGAAGAUGUUGGCGUCUCGGUCUAUGAGGAAAUCAGCGGGCACUUUCUAAAUGGCCUCACGCCAGAGGACCUGGAGCCACAAUUCCAGCACAUGAUCGGGACAGACCAUCUGGAGACCUGCUACCUCAUUUUCAACCUUGACCAAGAGACCACAUGCUGAAUCAUGUCUGUUCAAUUUAGAGAAAGUAGUUUCUAAUGAUUCUCUAAUGGUGAACCUCAGCAAGUGCUGGAAUUAGAGUAUAUUAAAUACAGCGUUUUGUAAUAUAUGUAAUCAUACAUUAAUUAUAAUUAAUAUUUUGAAAUAGUGAGGUCUUGUAGAUAUUUAACAUCAAGAAAAUGGAACGCUUGCACUAACAAUUCAGUACUUCUUUGAAAAUGUUACCUUGUUUAAACAGUAGGUGGCACUCUACAGUAAGAAAUUGUGUAGUCUUGCUUUAACAUACCAAUCCAAAAAAUGAGGAUAUCAUAGUCUCCCAUCUUGACACUAUUAGUCACAUUCACAGGGACUGAAGUAUAAAACUGCUGGAUUUUAAAUUUACUAUAUAGUGAAACCAGAAAUUCAUUAUAUCAGUGGCGCCCAGUCAACUAUUUUUUCAAGUGAUUUAACCUAUUUUUUCUGCCCAGGCUGAGAAAUGAUCUCUUAACAUAUCCGUUAAACAAUGCUUGUAAAUGAAAAAGUAGUGGAGAAUAUCAUGUGAACAUUUCCUGCUGUGAUUUCACUGCACUAUUGCAAUGUAAAACAGAAGACAUUUGCUGAAUUUGUAAAUUUAUGGGCCACAGCUGCAGUUGUUUUCCACUUAAGGCGUUUUCCCUUAAACUUGUCCAAAUUAUUCCAAUAGGGAAUUAGUCAGUGUGAUCGAGAAACUGCCAUGUGUAACUGUCUGAAUGACCCUGUAUUGUAUUUCUUUUAAGAAUGUUCACAAUCUGCCUUUAGAGGAAAGUGUGUUAUCAAGCCAGCGUUAGCAUGGGAAAGCUGCAUCAAUUUUUUUUGCCAGUAUAAGAUGACAUAGAUGUCCUCACAUAAUGAGGUUUUGGCUGUAGAUGAUCUUCGCAUUUUGUUUUAAUAUCUCUAUAAAUGAAAAAACUAAAUUGUAUUCAUUACACUUAGAGACAGACUCUCAAAAUUGGAUCAGUCCCAGGUAGGGUCUGUUUUCUGUUUACAAACUUAAAAAACUUAGGUUAACUGCUGUAAAGAAAAACAACUCAGAACAUUAAAAAUGUAAAGUCAUUCCCACAAAAUACAUUUAUUUUUCAUGUUAUGUCCUGGAAAGAGUAAAACACGGCCUGAGGAGUCAUUCAGGAUAGAGCUUUAAAAAUUUUUCCAUAAGCCCGAUGGAUUGCAGUGUGUUUCUUUAUUUAUCUGUCUAUGCAUUUGUAUGAGUGGAUGAAAGACCAGAAUAGAUGCAGACAGGCCUGAGACCGCUUUGAGUAGCAAUCACCUCUGUGCCUUGUCACUUUAAAACCUGUCAAUAUUUCAUCCAUAGUAAAACUAGGGACUGGAAGAGCUUGUCACUUGUGUCUUCAGGGCUUUGUACUAAGUUUGAUGCAUUAUUGAUUGAUUGCUGCAUGAGUGCUCCACCCUUCAGCUCAAAUGCGCUUUCUUCUUGCUUUUUUUGUUUGCAUAUUAUUCAAAAAUGAGGCUAGGGUCCUAAUUAAGAGUCUUUCUUUGUUUUCGAGUUGGAGUUUGUGACACGCAU
Onychostoma macrolepis is the source of this 3515-nucleotide messenger RNA. RefSeq names its product NIMA-related kinase 12 (gene nek12). The transcript has 4 exons. Bases 503 to 1978 code for a protein of 491 amino acids. Gene Ontology annotation, biological process: protein phosphorylation. The record is from RefSeq and is a predicted model, not a curated record. Lineage: Eukaryota; Metazoa; Chordata; Actinopteri; Cypriniformes; Cyprinidae. Gene Ontology annotation, molecular function: ATP binding; protein kinase activity.